Molecule: messenger RNA, 369 nt
Organism: Rotaria socialis
Lineage: Eukaryota; Metazoa; Rotifera; Eurotatoria; Philodinida; Philodinidae
Source: the annotation of a GenBank genome assembly
AUGCUUUCAUCUAUAACAACAGAAAAAAAUGCGCCAUAUUUACAGCAGUGGCAAAGUUCCGAGAAAAUGUCACGUUUCCUACCCAAAGUCCCAUGGACAGGUGCCGCGGGUGUGAGCCAGUCUUAUACUCAUUAUUUUCUUAUCUACAUUUUACUGCUCUUCAACCACAAUUUACAUGUGCUUGUAUCAUAUCAACGUAUUGAAUUUAAAUCUUUAUCAUAUGCAUCUGAUGAAUUAUUCAACACGGAUAAUACAAAUGUAUUUCAAACUGAAAUAAUCAUUCGUGGUAUUAAUAGAAUUGGUUUGCAACCAACCGAGAUUUGUUCGGAUGAUGAUGAUAUUGCAUAUUUUAAAUAUUUACAGAUUUGA